AUGAGAACUUACCAUUGCUUCUGGCUGCUGUUUUGGGCUGGUCAGCCCCACCAAAGUUUCUUAACUCCAUUAUCCAAAAGGACUAGUGGCUUUCCAGAAAAGGAAAAGGUUUUGGUGUUGUCUGGAAACAGCAGGCAAGACCUCCAUCGUUCUAAAAGGAGCUGGAUGUGGAAUCAGUUCUUUUUAUUGGAGGAAUACACAGGAACUGACUACCAAUAUGUUGGCAAGCUGCAUUCAGACCAGGAUAAAGGAGAUGGAUCACUUAAAUACAUCCUUUCUGGAGAUGGAGCAGGAGACCUCUUCAUUAUCAAUGAAAACACUGGUGACAUCCAGGCCACAAAGAGACUAGACAGGGAAGAAAAGCCUGUAUACAUACUCCGUGCCCAGGCUAUAAACAGAAGGACUGGAAGACCAGUGGAACCAGAAUCUGAGUUCAUCAUUAAGAUCCAUGAUAUCAAUGACAAUGAGCCAAUGUUUACAAAGGAUGUUUACAAUGCCAGCAUUCCCGAAAUGUCAGAUGUUGGUACCUUUGUUGUGCAAGUCACUGCAACUGAUGCCGAUGAUCCUACAUAUGGGAACAGUGCUAAAGUUGUCUACAGCAUUCUCCAGGGACAACCAUAUUUUUCCGUCGAAUCUGAGACAGGCAUUAUUAAAACUGCUUUACUGAACAUGGACCGUGAAAAUAGGGAGCAAUACCAAGUGGUCAUCCAGGCUAAAGACAUGGGAGGCCAGAUGGGCGGAUUAUCAGGAACCACCACCGUGAACAUCACGUUGACUGACGUAAAUGACAAUCCACCUCGUUUUCCCCAGAGCACAUACCAGUUCAGGGCUCCUGAGUCUACGCCGCUCGACUCCCCAGUUGGCAGGAUAAAAGCUAAUGAUGCUGACGUGGAUGAAAAUGCAGAGAUUGAAUACAGCAUCACUGAGGGGGAUGGAUAUGACAUGUUUGGAAUUACCACGGACAAGGACACACAGGAAGGAAUUAUAACUGUGAAAAAGGCCUUGGAUUUUGAAAGUAAAAACUUGUAUAUUCUCAAAGUGGAAGCUACCAAUACUCAUGUGGACCCUCGAUUCCUGUACUUGGGGCCAUUCAAGGACUCAGCUACAGUCAGAAUUCAGGUGGAGGAUGUAGAUGAACCCCCCAUGUUCAGCAGACCAGCAUACAUAAUGGAAGUGAAAGAAGAUGUUCCAUUAAACAGUGUCAUAGGAACAGUAACUGCUCAGGAUCCAGAUGCUGUCAAGAACCCUGUCAAGUACUCUGUAGAUCGUCACACUGAUAUGGACAGAGUAUUCAACAUCAAUUCAGGAAAUGGUUCGAUAUUCACUUCAAAACCCCUUGACCGGGAAACACUGCUGUGGCACAACAUUACAGUAAUAGCAGCAGAGAUCAACAACCCUAAACAAAGCAGCCGUGUCCCAGUGUUCAUUAAAGUUUUGGAUGUAAAUGACAACGCUCCAGAAUUCGCCAUGUUUUACGAGACCUUCGUCUGUGAAAAUGCAAAGGCAGAACAGCUGAUUCAAACAUUAAGUGCUGUUGAUAAAGAUGACCCUUACAAUGGACAUCAGUUUUCAUUCUCCUUAGCUCCUGAGGCAGCCAGCAGCUCAAACUUUACACUACAGGACAACAGAGACAACACAGCAGGGAUUUUCACGCGAAAAACCAGAUAUAACCGGCAUGAAACAAGUACCUACUUCUUGCCAGUGGUAAUAUCAGACAAUGAUUACCCCAUCCAGAGCAGCACUGAAACGGUGACUAUUCGAGUGUGUGCUUGUGACCAUCGAGGAAAGAUGCUGUCCUGUAAUGCAGAAGCCUUGAUUCAUCCUACUGGUCUUAGCACUGGGGCUCUUAUUGCCAUUCUUCUCUGCAUCAUUAUAUUACUUGUUACCGUGGUGCUGUUUGCAGCACUGAGACGGCAGCGGAAAAAAGAGCCUUUGAUAAUUUCCAAAGAAGACAUCAGAGACAACAUUGUCAGUUAUAAUGAUGAAGGUGGUGGAGAGGAAGACACCCAGGCGUUUGAUAUUGGCACGCUGAGGAAUCCCGAAGCCAUAGAUGAUAAUAAAUUACGCAGAGACAUUGUGCCGGAAACACUUUUUAUGCCGCGGAGGACUGCAACAGCACGAGAUAACACGGAUGUCAGAGAUUUCAUUAACCAAAGGUUAAAGGAAAAUGAUACAGAUCCAACAGCACCCCCGUAUGACUCAUUAGCAACCUACGCGUACGAAGGUAAUGGUUCUGUGGCCGAGUCCCUCAGUUCCUUGGAGUCGGUGACUACGGACGGAGAUCAGGACUACGAUUACCUCAGUGACUGGGGACCUCGGUUUAAAAAGCUGGCAGAUAUGUAUGGCUCAAUGGACAGUGACAAAGACUCUUAA
Messenger RNA from Cinclus cinclus, 2373 nucleotides. Its product is annotated as cadherin-6. Gene Ontology annotation, molecular function: calcium ion binding; cadherin binding. Lineage: Eukaryota; Metazoa; Chordata; Aves; Passeriformes; Cinclidae. Gene Ontology annotation, cellular component: adherens junction; catenin complex; plasma membrane. The transcript is spliced from 11 exons. Gene Ontology annotation, biological process: cell-cell junction assembly; homophilic cell-cell adhesion; adherens junction organization. Bases 1 to 2373 code for a protein of 790 amino acids. The record is from RefSeq and is a predicted model, not a curated record.